GGCGAGGAUAGACGGGAGGGACUUCCGUACUUUCCGUUAUUGCAGCAAAGUGAGGUGAUGCAUCCAAAUUCUUAAAAUCUAAUGUCAUUUACAUUCUGACUGGCAUAAAUGUGCGUAUCGUGAUAAUAUUGCGAGAAAAGAGGUGCACGCAACUUGUCAACGAGUCAAGAUGUCUGUUGAAAAAGCAGAGAGUGAUAUGGAGUACUCAGACUCCGACGGCAGUGAUACAGGCUACGAGGACUACUACAAUUGUCAACCCUGGGGCGACGCUGACAAUGAUGCUGAGAAGGCUGAUCAAACUCGAAGAGACCCCGAAUACGCAAUUCACGAUUGCCUUCGGGUGGAGGAAGUUGAGAGAUUAUUGAAUGAGAAUGUCGAAGUACUGAGCAACAGCCUUCACAUAACGCCAUCGCUUGCCAAAGUACUUCUACACACCCAUGACUGGGCUCUCCAGGAGGUUAUGAAUAAGUACAGAGACAAUGCUUCCAGCCUAUUAAUUAAUUCAAAGAUAAAACCAAGCCAGCCACCCGAUCAAACAUCUGCGUUGAAGAGCCGCAAGGGGGGCACCUGUACUGUUUGCAUGGCACUUUUCAAUCCUGAUAAGUUUGCUACGCUCACCUGCGGCCAUUCCUUCUGCAAAGAUUGUUGGUGUAUGCAUUUUGAAGUGCAGAUUUCCCAAGGAAUCUCAACAGAUAUCGGAUGUAUGGCUCAAAAUUGUGACGUUCUAGUACCAGAAGACUUUGUUCUCCAGCUCCUCACGAAACCCUCGAUGAGAGACAAGUACCAGCACUUUGCAUUUCGCGAUUACGUAAAGACCCAUCCGCAGCUACGAUUCUGCCCAGGUCCAAAUUGCCAGAUUGUCAUGAGAUCGAAGGAGCUUCGAGCUAAACGCGUACAAUGUCAAACCUGCAAAACUGUUUUCUGCCUGCGUUGUGGUACAGAUUAUCACGCACCAACCGACUGCAAUACAAUCAAGAAAUGGAUGACAAAAUGUGCUGACGAUUCAGAGACAUCAAAUUACAUAAGUGCACAUACCAAAGAUUGUCCAAAAUGUCACAUUUGUAUAGAGAAAAAUGGUGGCUGUAAUCACAUGCAGUGUUACGGCUGCAAAGCUGAAUUCUGCUGGAUGUGUCUCAAUGAUUGGAAAGCACAUGGUAGCGAGUAUUACGAAUGUUCGCGUUACAAGGAUAACCCAAACAUUGGUAAUGAGAGUGUUCAUGCGCAGGCACGGGAGGCACUUAAGAAGUAUCUCCACUAUUACGAGAGGUGGGAAAAUCACAGCAAGUCGCUGAAACUGGAGGAGCAAACCCUGGAGAAGAUAAAGUCAAGGAUUAAUCAAAAGGUCAUGGAUGCCAGUGGCACUUGGAUCGACUGGCAGCAUCUUUUUGAGGCUGCUUCACUACUUGCACGUUGUCGUUAUACCCUCCAGUACACUUAUCCUUACGCGUAUUAUAUGGAAUCUGGACCCAGAAAGGCACUUUUCGAGUACCAACAGGCACAGCUUGAAGCAGAGAUUGAAAAUUUGUCGUGGAAAGUUGAGAGAGCAGAGACUACGGAUCGUGGAGAUCUCGAGAAUCAGAUGGAUAUUGCUGAGAAACGUCGACAGACUUUGCUCAAGGAUUUCUUAGAGAGUGAUGAACCAAGUGAUAAAUUGGCUAACCUUGGGGAACAACGAGUUUGAUUGGACUUGAAAAAUUCUCGAAAUACACAUAGAAAUGAGUCGUGAAGUGGUUAAAUAAGGAAUAUGUUAAAGAUUACCGUAUCGUUUCAUGAAUUUAUUCGUACUAAGUCACUUCAGGAAAAUUUUCCAGAUAUUCCUGUAUGAGAUUUCAUGAUUUAGAAAGGACUUCUUGACAUUUUUCAAGACACCCUAUACUUUUUGAGACAUAGGCUAAAGGGUUUUUACAACAUCUGGAAAAUGUUUGUAGAUUCGUCGGUUUGUUUUAUAGAAGGAGGUUUAGCAGAGGAAAUAUCGAGAGCCCUUUCGUGGAGAAAAUAAAUUCCUUCAAAAAAGGCUUCUAAAAAUUUUACGAUCAAUCCACUUGUUUUAGAGGCCAGUGUGGGCAAAAUUAACACAGUUGACUUUCGUUGAAAUGAUAAUAUAUUCUUAUUGAAUUAUUAGAAAAAUCUUUUCUCCAUGGAAAGUACAAUUUUUUCCCUUUGUCAGGAGCCUAAACUGAGCUUGGGGGCCGGCUCCAUUGUCUGCCGAACGUUAUCUAAAUUUAUUUAUUUUUGGUCGAUUUCUAUCUCGAAAUUUCAACUCGAUGCGCUGUCACUCAAGGACACCCGAAAAUUCUGUUUUUAGAUUGAAAAAAAAAUGUAAAAAAAAAUCUCCAUAUUUUGGAAGAGCGUUUUUAACUAAUAUUGAGAUUUUUGGAUUUCCAUAGAGGAAAUAUGAAUAAUAUUCGUUAAUUUAUAUUCGUGGCAAAUGGCGGCGCCUGUCAGUCGCUACCAUGGGGGAGGAACGACGAAAUAAUAAAUCCUCUGGUACAGCACAACAAGACGAUUAUACGAAAAAAGACUUUUUGAAAGAAUUUGUAAUAUUCUUAGGAAUUUUUUUAUCAUACUUUUACGAUGAAUUAUUAAUCGCUUACGCCACUUUCCUCCAUUGAUAGUUGUACUGGUGAUCAGCUGUCAUUUUUGUCAGGAACUGAAAACAGGAAAAUCGCUCUUUCUUCCUUUUUUUGCGCUCCCGACCAACGUGAUAGUUGGUGGAAAGUACAGUUUUUAAUUGAAGAGAUUGGUGUUAGUGAUUAGGAGUUCAUUGUACAAGUGUGAUAAAAAAAUUCUUGAAAAUAUUACAAAAAUUUUCCUAGAGCUUGUACAAUCGUCGGGUGGCGCUGUGCCAAAGGAUUUAUUAUUUCCUCGUUCCUCCUCCAUGGUGGCGACGGAUAGGCCACUACUUGCCACAGUAAUUAUACAUUAUUCAUAUCACCCUUGUUGAACUCAUUCCUCACUAUUAAUUAAAGACGCUAUUUCAAAAUGUUAAGAUUUUUUUAAAAAUUUUUUAAAAUUACAUUUUGUUUGAACAAUUAUGAACAUUAAAAAAAAAGUCAAGAGUUUUCAUUCUGCCUCACCCUUUCCUCGAGAUAUAUACGAGAUAAUCGAUAUGAAAUUUCUGAAUUUGUUCUUGUUUUGCCACUUCACUGAAGAAAGGUAUUACCGAAGGAGAUUACGUUGUAAGAGUAUUACGAGACCAGAAACGAAUUUUCCAUUGAAAUUUUGCUAGUCUGCAAGUAAUAAUGAAUUCUUACAUUAGAGCACGGAAAAAGCAGAAAUUCCCCUCUGUCCAGUGCCAAACGUACAACGUACAAGUCUACAGUCAACGACGAUUCAUCAAAUUCAUUUCGUAUUAUUAUUACACAUGAUGGACUAUUUUCGAACGUUAAACCUCAUUAAAAGCAAAGUAUUGUUACUCAUAAGAUUUUUCUUUCUUAUUUUAUUAGUCUCGUGAAAAAUUACUUAAUCAUUGGUAAUCAUCGUCAUAAUGAGAACAUGAGAUAAUGAUGAUUCAUGUACAUAUUCAUGUAAACCUAUGUAUAACGUGGAGUGAUACAUUCUUUUGUAACAAUUCAUAUGUAAUGAUGAUACAACUUUAGAGUUUAAGUGAUGAUAUUUGCUGAGUCGCCAUGAAUAUUGAAAUCCCUAGGUGGUAAGUUUGAUGAAAGAAAUAUUGUGUGAAAUUUUAGUAAAUUCGUGCGCUUUGUAAACGAUUUCAUAAAUAAAUGACUCAAUUGUGAAUGUUUUCAUCCA
Messenger RNA from Diachasma alloeum, 3753 nucleotides. It is a transcript of the gene ari-2, whose product is annotated as potential E3 ubiquitin-protein ligase ariadne-2. Lineage: Eukaryota; Metazoa; Arthropoda; Insecta; Hymenoptera; Braconidae. Gene Ontology annotation, biological process: ubiquitin-dependent protein catabolic process; positive regulation of proteasomal ubiquitin-dependent protein catabolic process; protein polyubiquitination. The record is from RefSeq and is a predicted model, not a curated record. Gene Ontology annotation, cellular component: ubiquitin ligase complex; cytoplasm. Gene Ontology annotation, molecular function: ubiquitin conjugating enzyme binding; zinc ion binding; ubiquitin protein ligase activity. Bases 170 to 1681 code for a protein of 503 amino acids. The transcript is spliced from 6 exons.